AUGAAUAUCUUCAUAAUCAAGAGUCCAAUGACUAUAAGAGUGGAUCCGAUCCACCAAAUGGUCGACAAGACCUCUGAGAAAAAUACUGAUCCAUGGCAACAAAUGGAUGGACUCAUCGCUAGUUUGCCGAACACAGAGGCCGUCGCCGCCAACGCUCCAGAAGUGACCGACAGAUACAGCCCUCGCGAUAUGACAGCCAUUAGUACCGGUCAACUGAUCCCAAGACCUAACCGUUACCACCGAUUAUCUCACAAUCAGGAUGUGAGAAUGGAAUGCACUGAUUGGCCGAGCGAUGAGAUAGUGGGAGCGUUUGGGCCAAUCACAGGCCAUUUGAAGGCAUUUCAAACGAAAGUAUUGUUUGAAACGAUUUGUGAAUUGACUCUCACUUUACGAUUCACUCAUUCAUCCAUCCAUUUUGUAAUUGUCUUCACAUCACUAUUAACUGAUCCGAUGGACGACUACGAAGAGCUCGACUCAUUCACUGAGUCACUUAUCCAACGAAACCGCGAACGACAGGCACUUCUUGAGACCAGUUUUCAUACGAGUGACCACUUGUCAGACGAGACACAGAGUGACGGGUUGUCCGACUCGACCACUGCUGACCAGUCCUUGGAUUUAGACACAGAUUUGGUGGGCCGCCCCAACACAUCGACCGAUCGAUUGAAGGAAAGUUUGGCCAAAAUGAGUGGCAGUGAGCGAAGAGUGCCAUUGAAUCAAAGGCUUAACUCAAUCGCGCGAUCCUAUAAUUCAGAGGACACCGAAAAUAUGGGUUUUAUGGACGACGAGGACAACGACGACAAUAACGCGCCGCCCGUCAGAAGUCCCGUCAAAACAAUGAGACAAACAGUGAAUGGUGUCAACGAUUCGCCGCCGAAGAAGCGUCUUCUUCUCAACGAACGUCUCAAUCAAAUCGCCAGAUGUUAUGAUUCGGCCGAUGAUUACGGCAGCAGCGGAUCCGCCACUAAAGCCGUGUCUAAGACUGAGACCAAACUGAAGACCAACUCGUCUCCGAGUAAAUAUCAAUUGAAGUCUUCGCCUAAGAAAUCAAUUGUUGAGACGUUUGCGAAGAGAGACAGCAAAACAGAUUCAACUGAAAAGAAGACUCCAAUCAAUCGCUCGCCGGUUAAGAAGAUAUCAAACGAGGGUUUAGUCCAGAGCUCUGAUAUCAGAGAAACACCGAAAUUAUCUCCCGUUAAGCAAAUGGUUGCCAACAAUAUAAACGAGAAACUAAUGAAUUUGGGUUUCCAUAAAACAAACACUACUCCUAAAAGCCUAAACUGUUCGCCAGAAAAACUGAUCUACAAUUCAAACGACAACAAAAGAGCGGUUCCAGUAGUGAACGCCUCGUCCAAUGUGUCGGCCGUUCGCAAACAAUUUGAACAAAAGAGCGAACAAAAGCCCGAAACCGCAAAACCGGAGACUUUGUCACUGAAAGCGAAAAGAGAUUUGUUUGAAAAGGCCAUCGAAGAGGAAAACGAGGCCAAAAGCAAACAAUACUCGGGCCGUAAACGUAACGCACCGGUGAUUAGCGGCGAAGCGAGUGUUUCCAAAGCAGUUAAUGAAAAAGUUGUUAAACCGAAAAGUCCAACAAAAUCUGAUCCCAAAACUCCUUCACAGCAGAAGAGUAGCGAAAAGUCGGACGAAAACACAAAUACCUUCUCUUUGAGAAGCCAAGCCUCUGGUGCUGACGGUUGCAGAACCGAUGAUCUCGUAGUGGUUAACGAAGAACCCGAAGAAGACAUGCCGACCAACGAGUCAUUAGUGGACGACGAAACCGCUCAGCAGACAGUUUGCGAUGCUUUUCAGGAGAUUGAGGACUACACUAGCGAUCAUUCAGACGAUGACAUUAGUUAUGGUAUUAAUACGCGUAAAAGUGAUCCAAAACUGAUGAUCGAUAAGAAUGUGGACAUUGAGUACGAAAGUCCGUCGAAGAAGAAUCGAUUGUAUCCGCAGUUAAUGAUUGAAGAAGAGGACGAACUCUGUCCACAGGCCUACACUUACGAUACCUAUGAAGAGUCGACUCCACCGGUAAAACCUCCCCGCCAAAUGCUACUCGGCGUUGGCAGCUGUAGCUGCAGUUGGGGAAACGCCUGUUAUUCAAAGAUAGCCUCUCUUGUUUCGCGAUUGAAUCGUAAGAUUCAGAAGCGAAUCGAUCGCUUGAAACUAGAAGUCGAAGAACAGAAUCAGAUCGCGGGUCAGGCGAGUCAAGCGCUUAAUCUAUGUCUUGAGAGCAUUGAGUUUAAAGGAUCGGAACAACACGUCGAAGCGGAGAAAGUGCUUCUGGUCUGCGGACAAAAACGGAUUGCGUUUCUUAAUGAGAUCCAAAAACUGAAGAGCAAAAUGAAUGAAACAACUUUGGAAAAGGAGUCGACCAAAGGUUCCCUCACUCUCACCAAUCUUAGAGUCCCUCUGAAGGCCGAAUUUCUGGUGGCGCGCGCUAAGCAAACCGUUCCAGAAGUACAUCACUUUAUCUGCAUUGUCUACAAUGGGGCCAAUGUUUUCGUCACAAAUGUAUUGAAUACCGACAAAGACCUCAAAAACGGUUCUUUAGAUUUUGAGUUUGGCGUCUGUUUGCCUGAACUGAACAGUGAUUUUUCAGUCGUUAUCCACAUCUAUGACUUGAUUACAAUGAAGACACAGAUCAAGAAGACCCCGAAGAAGCACAAGUCGACAAUGAAGUCGCCGAGUGUUCGCAGUCCCGGCGGACCCAACGCUGUGCUCAGCACUAGUUUCCAAUUGAACGGCAUUUUCAAUAUAAAGAUCUCUAAUUAUUAUAAGAAAUCGUUUAAAUUAGAAAACUUUUCGUUCAAUUCUCCGCUCGAAGGCGUCAUUAAUAUGAAGACUGAACUAACGGUUGAACACAACUACUAUAAGGAGGGCUUUUUCGACGUUCGCGACGCCUCUGGCUUUUGGAACCUUCGAUGGGUUGUCCUUAAAGGCCAUCGAUUGGGAUUCUGGCGGUUCCCCGAAGACGUGGCCUCCAAGUCAGCGCUCGGCUCUAUAAACCUCAAGGAAUGUAUUAAUCCCAUUGUAGGAGUCGUUCGCCAGACCUCAAUGCGUCCCAACUCUAUCGCACUGAUAACCGUUGCGAACGCUCCCAAAGAACUCUUCACGAAAGGCGGAUCCAUUCCUCGAAGUCGUCCCAUAAAACAUUUGAUGAGCGCUGAGAAUAAGGAGGAGAGCCAAGAGUGGGCCCAACAUAUCAGCCGCGCUCUCAAUGGGAUCCGUAUUUGGAACUCAGAUACAGUAAAACCCUAUCGUAUCGAAGACCAAAACGGAUCCAUUAAAUGCAAGAAGUGUUUGGUUAACAAUGGAUUCGUUUUACUGCAACGAAAGGAUGUGUUUUGCGGGGACUGUCUGUCAGACUAUUGCAGUCAUAAGUUUCGGUCAACAAUCGGCAAAUCAAAGGCCAUUCAUAGCGGAGAGCGAGUGCUCAUCGCCUUCUCGGGAGGCGUUAACUCUUCAGCGAUGGUCCGUAUGAUUACUGAUGGCUUAAAGGAAGUGCAGCACAAGAAGUUGAGAUUUGUUCCCUCUCUCGUUCAUAUCGAUGAAAGCAUUUUAAGUGAUGAACCGAUUGAACGAAACGAAUCGAUAAUCAAAGAGAUUAGAGAUCUUAUGUUAGACACCAAAUGGCAGUGUUUUGUGUCUUCACUACACAUGUCUUAUCGCGAAAAUGACACCAAUUUUUAUACCGAUUUAAUCCAACAAUCAGUCGAUAGUCAGUCAGACAAUGAUUGCCGGAAAGCAUUCAUGGAUUCAUUUUCAGGCAUAAAGUCUUUGACUUCGAAACAAGAAUUUGUUAAAAGAAUGCGUAAUCGACUCAUUGCUGACAUCGCAUACACCGAGAAGUUUGAUAAGAUAUUCUUCGCCAACAAUUCAACUGAUUUAGCCAUCAAUUUGAUGAGUGAUGUGUCGGUCGGGAAAGGCAUUCAAUUGCAAUCGGAAGCGGCUUUUAUUGACGAAAGAAAUGAAACCCCAAUUCUGAGACCAAUGAGAGAAUUGACUGCAAAAGAGAUCACGUUUUAUGUCGUUUACCAAAAGCUUCAUUUCGUUGUGACUAAGAAUUUGGCGACAAAUACUUCACUCAAGUCUAGUAUUCAACGAAUGACUGAAACUUUUCUCAAUGGAUUGCAAUCAGAAUUUCCGGCAACUCUUUUCACAAUCAUUAAAACGGGCGACAAAUUGAAAGUUUCUGACUCUCAAAGUCAUUACAAAUGCAUUGUUUGUAAAGCACUUCUUGAGACCAGUUUUCAUACGAGUGACCACUUGUCAGACGGGGCACAGAGUGACGGGUUGUCCGACUCGGCCACUGCUGACCAGUCCUUGGAUUUAGACUCAGAUUUGGUCCCAAAAUUGAUGCCACAAUUGACACCAAAUGUGACCCCAAUUGUGGCCAAAUCGGUGACCGCUUUGACGAAUGACAACAUGAGAAACAUUGCGUCCAACGAGUCGUGUCCGGCGGCCAACACUUCGGCCGAUCGAUUGGUGGAUAGUUUGGUCAAAAUGAGUGGCAGUGAACGAAGAGUUUUGCUGAACGGUAUAGGCUUUAACCGGAACGACGAGAACAACGGCGGGGCUCUCGUUAAUCCCGUUGUAGCGAUGAGACAAACAGUGAAUGGUGUCAACGAUACGCCGCCGAAGAAGCGUCUUCUUCUCAACGAUAAAAGAGCGGUUCCAGUAGUGAACGCCUCGCCCAAUGUGUCGGCCGUUCGCAAACAAUUUCGGAGCGGACAAAAGCCCGAAACCGCAAAACCGGAGACUUUGUCAGUGAAAAAGAAGAGAGAGUUAUAUGAAAAGGCCAUCGAAGAGGAAAACGAGGCUAAAAGCAAACAAUACUCGGGCCGUAAACGUAACGCACCGGUGAUGAGCGGCGAACCAAACGUGAGACAACUUCCGGGAGUGAAACUCUUCGGUUUGGAGACAACGACUGGCAACUCAUACAAGAAAGAGCCCGAAAGUCGUCAACAAGAACUCGAACUACUGAAGCGUCCGAUUAAAGCGAACCAAUCUGUCGAACAGAGAACCGAUGAUCUCGUAGUGGUUAACGAAGAAUCCGAGGAAGACUUCGCGACGAACGAGUCAUUAGUGGACGACGAAACGGCUCAGCAGACAGUUCAGCAACAUAUCGAUAAUUUGUAUCAAAAGAUCGACGAACAGAUUCAGGCCGCGGGUCAGGCGAGUAAAGCGCUUAAUCUAUGUCUUGAGAGCAUUGAGUUUAAGGGAUCGGAACAACACGUCGAAGCGGAGAGAGUUCUCCUCGUCUGCGUUCCAGAAGUUCAUAAUUAUAUAUGUCUUGUGUCCAAUGGAGCCAAUGUUUAUUACACAAAAGUAUUGACUACUGAACAAUAUGGUGCAUUAGAGUUCAAGUUCGACAAAUGUCGUUUUCCUGAACUGAACAGUGAUUUUUCACUCGUUGUCCACAUCUAUGACUUGAUUACAAUGAAGACACAGAUCAAGAAGACCCCGAAGAAGCAUAAGUCGACACCAAAGUCGCCGAGUGUUCGCAGUCCCGGCGGACCCAACGCUGUGCUCAGCACUAGUUUCCAAUUGAACGGCAGUUUCAAUAUUAAUCUUUCCAAUUAUUAUAAGGAAUCAGAAUUAAAAUUAGAAAACUUUUCGAUCAAUUCUCCGCUCGAAGGCAGCAUUUAUAUGAAGACUGAACUAACGGUUGAACACAACUACUAUAAGGAGGGCUUUUUCAAUGUUCGCAACGCCUCUCCCUUUUGGAACCUUCGAUGGGUUGUUCUUAAAGGCCAUCGAUUGGAGUUCUGGCGAUCCCCCGAAGACGUGGCCUCCAAGUCAGCGCUCGGCUCUAUAAAUCUCAAGGAAUGUAUUAAUCCGAUUGUAGGAGUCGUUCAGCAGAUGUCAAUGCGUCCCAACUCUAUCGCACUGAUAACCGUUGCGAACGCUUCCAAAGGCGAAUCCAUUCCUUCAAACGAUCUCAUAAAACAUUUGAUGAACGCUGAGAACAAGGAGGAGAGCCAAGAGUGGGCACAAUAUAUCAGCCGCGCUCUCAAUGAGAUCCGUAUUUGGAACUUAGAUACAGUAAAACCCUAUCGUAUCGAAGAGUUUGAAAAACUUCUCAUUGCUUUGGAUUAA
Molecule: messenger RNA, 6099 nt
Organism: Medioppia subpectinata
Lineage: Eukaryota; Metazoa; Arthropoda; Arachnida; Sarcoptiformes; Oppiidae
Source: the annotation of a GenBank genome assembly